Molecule: messenger RNA, 588 nt
Organism: Verticillium alfalfae VaMs.102
Lineage: Eukaryota; Fungi; Ascomycota; Sordariomycetes; Glomerellales; Plectosphaerellaceae
Exons: 2
Coding region: 1-588 (195 amino acids)
Source: RefSeq, a predicted model, not a curated record
AUGGCAGCGCCCUCUGAGAAGUCACUCAAGGACAUGACAGGCCAGUGGUUCGUCGCCACUAAGCUAUGUGAGGGCUUCGAGCAGUACCUCAGCCUGCAAGGUCUCCCCUGGUGGAAGCGUCAGUUUCUUCAUAUUCUCACAGUCAAGGAAACCCACACCCAAUACGUAGACUCGGAAGGCAUCACCCAUAUCGACGUGGCCCUGAGUAUCAGCGGUGGGUUCGGCGGGAACUCUGAGAACCGUAUCAUCGACAACAAGAAGCACGCUGUCGAAACAGAGAUGCUAGGCACCCUGUACGAGCAGUGCCGGUGGGCCAACCUCGACGAAGUGGACGAUGACCCUUGGCUCAAAGAGGGUUGGGUUUACACCAACGACGAACGCGAGAACGGCGGGGCCGGGCCCAACGGAGAGUUACACAUUGAGAGCCGGGGUACCAAUUCCAGCGGUAGCUUCUCGACCGUUGGCCUCUGGGGUUUUAUCGAAAUCAACGGCGCGCGUUACCACUGCCGCAAGGCCAUCUGCCGGAAGGGCAAGGAGAAGGCCCGCGUGCUCGGAGUCUACGGCUAUGUAGGGCCCGCUGAGAAGUGA